Molecule: messenger RNA, 2710 nt
Organism: Ectocarpus sp. CCAP 1310/34
Lineage: Eukaryota; Phaeophyceae; Ectocarpales; Ectocarpaceae
Source: the annotation of a GenBank genome assembly
CGUUAAGGAGAGGGAGGGAGAGAGGGAGAACAACAGACAGAGAGAGAGGGAGACAGAAACAUGGAAAGCAGAAGGAGUCAGCCAUCUUCUCAGAGCAAGACUGAGGAGGCCGCCACCGCAACAACGCGUCGACCGGAGCAGCAGCUUCAAGAUUCGCCUUUCAUGCAUCCGCCUGCGCUAAGUGAUGAUGAUGGUCCGGACGCUGUCGAUCACCCACCCUCGACGUUCUCUGAAGCGAUUGAUCGCGUUGGUUUGGGCCCUUUUCAAAAGAGACUGGUCAUCAUUUGUGGAUUGGGGUGGGCAGUCGAUUCGAUGGAAGUUCUUGUGUUGGCAUUUGCGCUGGAAGCCAUCGCGACCUCGUUCGAGCUGAGCAGCGUCGGAAAGGGGCUAGUCGGCAGUGCCAGUUUCUUUGGAAUGCUUGUCGGCGCGGGUUUCUGGUCAAUCUAUGCCGACAAACGCGGCCGCAGGACCGCCUUCGUGUCGUCCCUGGCCUGCGCCUUUGUCGGCGGGGUCUUCUCCGCUUUCUCAUCGUCAUUUCAUCUUCUCUGUCUGUGCCGAGUGCUCGUCGGCUUCGGCGUAGGAGGUAACUUGCCGGUGGCAACCGCGCUCGUCACCGAAUUUGUGCCAACGAACGAUAGGUCUAAUGUUCUCUGCACAACGGCUGGAACUUUCUGGGGCAUCGGCAUGAUCUCCGCUUCCCUCCUUGGCCUAAUCCUCGCCAAUGUUCUCGGGGCCGGGAAGGAAGAGGCUAUGUGGCGCUGGUUUCUUGGGGUGGCCGCGCUUCCAUCCGCAAUAGUGGCCGUGGCCUACCAGCUGCUUCCUGAAUCUCCUCGCUUCCUGCAAGUCAUGGGGAGGCACGACGAGGCGAUUCAGGUGCUGGAGCACGUGGCGAGAAUGAACGGCAAGCUUGACGUGCUUGGUUUGGACUUUUCAGGGCAAUCGGUCGGCGAGGGAGACAAUCUACGCCUUCGGAUCGCCGGGUCGUCAGAUCUGGACUCUGGCGGGAUCGGAGACGCCUCGGCGCACGGGCAGGAAGCGGAGAACGCUGAGGCCGGGGAUGUACGCGAGCUGUUCCACACUCCCAUCCUCCGAAGGAUCACGCUGUCCCUAUGGGUGGUCUGGUUCACCGUGAAUAUUAGCAAUUUCGGUGUGACCUUCUUGCUGCCGAGGUACUACGAUAAGAUCUCGGGCGGGCAAGCGGACUUCGUGUACAUCCUCAGCGCUUGCGUUGGGGUAACGUGCAUCCCGGGCGCGUUCGCAGCCAUGUGGCUGUGCUCGGAGCAUCGUCUCGGUCGCGUGGGUGCUCUCAAGUGGUCUUCCUAUGCCACGGCCGCCGCCGUCAUUCUGCUAGCCACGACCCUGCGAGUAAAUGCCCUCUUCGGGCUGGCGUCGAUCUUGGUCCUGUUCAUUACGGCCGUCCCUGCGACCGUGAAGUACGUGAUGACGCCGGAACUUUACUCGACAAAGUACCGGGCAGUGGGGUUGGGAAGCUCGAGCGUUGCUACGCGCCUUGGAGGUUUGUUGGCACCCGUACUGGCGGAAGUGUUGUACGACGGCUGGGGUCCGGUUGCCCCCUUGCUGGUGUUCGGGCCGAUCAUGAUCAUCACCGGCAUCGCCGCGGGCAUGAUUCCCGUCGAAACGGCCGGGCGACAACUGGACGACGAUAGCUGGGACCGCGCGGCCAAAACAACAUUUUCUUGCCAAAAUAUAGAGCUGUCAACCACACCUACGGGGGUGUAACUACGGCCGCGGAAGCCUUUUUUAGUGUUGUUUUUGGCGGUGGAGGUCUGACACGGCCGGGUGUGGAUCCCGUAUAUUCACCGCUGCUCGUUGAUAGAUGGUGUAUGCAUGCGGUAUGUCAUGUUGGAGGAACAUCAUAAUUCUUUUAAUCGCACGAGGUAUGAGAGGCUGGUUGGCCGAGCUUGGUUUUGGGGCAUUCUUGACUUGACGGGAGCGGUGUUUAGGUCGGGAGAAACGUUGUUCACGUUUACUUAACACAGGAGCUUUGUGGUGCAUCCUAUGCCUGUUUUUUCGAUACGGUAUUGCCUCGGGAUGUUCAUUCAUGUGUUUUCCCGAGUAGUGUGUACGUCUUGCGCGUUGAUGCCGUGGGAGUCAGCCACAGGAGCGGGUCGUAAGAUAAGAGGAAGAGCAAGAGGAGGGUGCUCUUCGCACCGUAUGGUUGAUGUGACCAACCUUGCACACAUUAGUUACUGGCGGGAUGUGGAUUGGAGAUGGGAUGCAGUUAAUAUUCUUUGUGGGCAACCCCUCUCCGGGUGAUCUCUGAAUAUUUGUGUCUACUUCAGUCUAUCCAAUUAGUAAGGAGACAGCAGGUACUGCUGCUCAAGCGAUCAAUACACAAGUGACGGUCUUCAUUGCUCUUUGUGUAAAUCUCCCAUCACUUGGCGCGUCGGCAUGAAGGGAUGAGCUUUCUCUAGACUUGUGCUCUUGGUGUGAGAGCGUGCUCUCUCUGUAUGGCGCGCGCGGUCUUGCUUGUUGGGCUGUUGGGGUCACUGUGGGAACGAUCGCUGGGAGACACUGCACCCAGCGGUCCUAUGCUUACCACGCGCUCGAAAUGUUCGCAGUCGCCUGUGAUUUGCGCAGAGCUUGGUCUCUAGUCCGUCCCACAGUCCUAUCGUUGGUCAAGAUUGCAUCCAUUCGCCUUUUUGGACCUAUUUACUACUUUUUACAUGAGACUGUUGUCUCCAGGUUC